GACAAAGCGGGGCAGGCGGCGGAGCGCCGCAGCAUGCGGGGCGCGCAGCGCUUCCUCUGCGGGUGGGCUGCUCUGCUAACGCCGCUCCUCUUUUUUUUUUUUCGCUGCGUGUGAGUGUUAUUUUUUUUUUUUUCUUCUCUUCACCAACUUCCUUCCUGCUCCAACUGCCAAAGCUCGAGGCUGAGCGCUGACAGCAGAGGAGGACCCCGGCCGCAGGCGCCGCUCCGCCGACCAAGUGACCAUGACUGAGAAGACACAAGAACCUCACGUGGAGGAUGAUGAUGAUGAGCUGGAUGGGAAACUCAAUUACAAACCUCCUCCCCAGAAAACACUGCAGGAGCUGCAAGAGUUGGACAAGGAUGAUGAAAGCCUCGCUAAGUACAAGAAGUCCCUGCUGGGAGAUGGACCUGUGGUAGUAGACCCAACAGCUCCCAAUGUGGUGGUCACCCGGCUCACUCUGGUGUGUGACUCUGCUCCAGGACCCAUCACCAUGGACCUUACAGGUGACCUCGAAGCACUCAAGAAAGAGACCUUCGUGUUAAAGGAAGGGGUGGAAUACAGAGUUAAGAUCCACUUCAGAGUAAACAGGGACAUUGUGUCGGGACUGAAAUACGUGCAGCACACCUACCGGACAGGGGUGAAGGUGGACAAAGCCACGUUCAUGGUUGGCAGCUACGGGCCACGGCCAGAGGAGUACGAGUUCCUGACGCCUGUUGAAGAGGCCCCUAAGGGCAUGCUGGCUCGAGGCACCUAUCACAACAAAUCCUUCUUCACGGAUGAUGACAAGCACGACCAUCUCACCUGGGAGUGGAACCUGUCCAUCAAGAAGGAAUGGACAGAAUGAGUUCACCCAGUUUGCCUUCCCCCUUCCCACCCCCCUGCCUCCUGCACCAGUCUCCAGGCCUUUGCUGCUUCUUCUGACACACUGAAAACAGCCCAGCAGUUCUCACCACCACCCUGUCAUGACACCAUAAUGGGUUAAACUGGGAAGCACCUCCCUCCCUCUCCCCCAGUACUUCCUCCUGUUGUCCCCAUCUCUCCCAUACCAACUCCAGUCCUGGAAGUGCCUUUUAGAGGAAACAAGAUCACCUGGCAGGGGUGGACUGGUCCCUGGAAAAUCCCUAUCUUGAGUUACACUUGCCAUGACUCAUUGUAAAGGGUUACUUACCUCCCGUGAUGGUCUCCUGGUCUGUAUCUGGUGCCCUACCCUGUUAAAAUCCAUCCUUGUGCAGGCAAAGCCAGUCAGGGGGAAUGCAGCUAGAUGCCGUAACAAGACUUCAGUGUCUGAGAAUAAAACCAGUUCUUUUCUGCA
This is a messenger RNA of Passer domesticus (house sparrow), 1312 nucleotides long. It is a transcript of the gene ARHGDIB, whose product is annotated as Rho GDP dissociation inhibitor beta. The record is from RefSeq and is a predicted model, not a curated record. NCBI's taxonomy places the organism in Eukaryota, Metazoa, Chordata, Aves, Passeriformes, Passeridae. The coding region runs from base 242 to 844 and encodes 200 amino acids. Gene Ontology annotation, molecular function: protein binding; Rho GDP-dissociation inhibitor activity. Gene Ontology annotation, cellular component: cytosol; membrane; cytoplasm. Gene Ontology annotation, biological process: Rho protein signal transduction. The transcript has 6 exons.